Metopolophium dirhodum (rose-grain aphid) is the source of this 2398-nucleotide messenger RNA. RefSeq names its product galactosylgalactosylxylosylprotein 3-beta-glucuronosyltransferase S-like. The record is from RefSeq and is a predicted model, not a curated record. Gene Ontology annotation, cellular component: Golgi membrane. Gene Ontology annotation, molecular function: galactosylgalactosylxylosylprotein 3-beta-glucuronosyltransferase activity. Gene Ontology annotation, biological process: chondroitin sulfate proteoglycan biosynthetic process; carbohydrate metabolic process. NCBI's taxonomy places the organism in Eukaryota, Metazoa, Arthropoda, Insecta, Hemiptera, Aphididae.
GCACUCGGAUAGACAGCGGCGCAGCAGACAGUUAUUAUAAUAUUAGGAGCUAGUGCGGUAUACACGCGAGACGAGCGCACACACGCGUCACACACACACUCACACCGUCCGGAUCUCCGGCGGAGGCGUUCAGUUAAUCGCGGUUACCUAUAUAGUUACAAUAUAAUAUAAUAUUACAUUAUAUUAUUAUGACAUCGUCGGUAUAAUAUUAUUGUUAUAACAGUAUCAUACCUGCGCGAUAACGCGCGCAGGACGUCCGCGACCCGCGGCGAAGACGACGGAAGAAUAAAAAUUUCAAAUUUUUGUAAAAAGUUUCGUGGCCUGCAGUCGUACCUAAGUAUCCUAAGACCGCCGCGCCGGCUCCUGUCAUCGUCUGUGUGUAUAUAUUACACUGCAUGACGUACGGUGUGCGGAAACUACACGCGUGGUAAGCUCAAAAACGCCGCCUCGAACUCCGCGCGCUACUUGCCGCCACUGUUUUCAGCGUUUUAUCGUCGGAAAUAUAACGGGAUUCGAUCACACGGUGAGGAAUCGGUCGUAUGCCAGCAAUACGCGGCGCGGUGAUCAUCCGGCAGUCAUGUCACCGCACUUCAAUCACCGACAGCCGCCACAGUUCUACGCCUCCCACAACGACGACGGUGACGACGACUUCAGUUGUUACUACCACUCCGGUGUCCCAAGCGUCGCUGCCCCAACAACGAUCGCCGGUCAACAGUAUUUCAGCGCUAUCCCGAUAACUUCCGGUUCACCGCGCCGAUGACGGCGUUAUCAUGACCGACCGCCGGUACAGCGGCAGCUGCGGAAGCAGCAGCAGCAGCAUCAGCAAUAACAGCAAUAACAGCAAUAACGGCUACAGGUGUGGGAUCAAAACUCAAUUGCAUGCACCGUCGUCGGGUCGAUGUAACUACCACAACAACAACAGCUGCAAAACCGGUGUCGCCCGACCGACGACGGCCGCCAUGCACGUAAAGAAGACGUGGAAGUCCGCCGCGGUGAUGUUUCUGGCCGUGGCCGCCGUCACCACGGUCACCGCGGCGUUUUACUUCAAUUACGCGGCGACAGCGUGUUGCGCGGUCGUGCCGCUGUCGUCAACGUCACUGCUCCAGGAAUCGUCCAACACCGUGGCUGUGGACAACGAGCCAUACCGGUCCAAGUUGGUUGGCUCUUCGGCGACACGCCCGUCCAAGCUGUACACCGUGUGCGAAACCCGUGAUCACCUACGCAGCCCCGCCGACCGGGGUAAAUUUAGCCGCCAUCGUCGACAAACAGUCGACAGCACAAGCAGCACCGUCGAUAAAAACCUUGGAAAUAAAGACAGUUACAAUGGGGAGAGUGAAACAGCCCGUAACAGUGACAGAGGGAACGAUACUACUCUCAUAUAUUUCAUUACGCCUACAUAUCCACGGCGAGAGCAAAUUGCCGAGCUCACCAGAUUGGGUCAGACACUAAUGCAUGUCUCCCGACUUUAUUGGAUAGUAGCUGACGACCGACCCGACUGCAGUCUACAAAUAAUGAACUUACUGCCAGAUUUCAGCAUUCCUUACACGUAUAUUGCCAGCCCUAUGCCAUCGAUAUAUAAACACAACCCCGACGCCAUGCCCCGUGGUGUUUCCAACCGUAGAGCUGCUCUCAACUGGAUAAGACUGAACCACAACAUUAAUGACUCGAAUGCUGUAAUUUAUUUUGGCGACGAUGACAACACGUUCCAUCUGGACCUUUUCAAGGAAAUACGUACCACAAAAAAAAUAUCAAUGUUCCCGGUUGGCUUGGUUGGAGAGUAUGGUGUUAGUUCACCAAUUAUUGAUAAAGGAAAAGUAGUUGGCUUUUUUGAUAGUUGGCCAGCAAAAAGAAAAUUUCCAGUGGACAUGGCUGGAUUUGCUAUUAAUGUUCAACUUUUAUUCAAAUAUCCUUAUGCUACUAUGCCAUAUAAGGCGGGUUUUGAAGAAGACCGCUUCUUAUCAGCUCUGGCUAUUCGAUUAGAUGAAAUUGAGCCAAAAGCAGAAAAUUGUACCAGGAUAUUAGUUUGGCACACUCAGACAGCGAAGAAACCUAAGCCAAUAGUGAUGGUCAAAUCCAAAGCAACAUUGCCUGGUUCACUUGCUACUCUACUCGAUCAAGUGACUAUGUUAGGUAUAGGCGGAGUGAGCGAAACCACAGGUGUUCGCAGUUAUAUGACAAAAAAUGGUAAUAUUUUUAGGGUAUAACCUAAUAUAACCUCAUUUUUUUUAAAAAAUAUUUAUGUAAAAUGUUAAAUUAGAUAAAGUGUAGUAUAAUUUUUAGUGCAGAAUAUUAUAAGAUUUUAUUUUAUUUCUUUUAAUUUGUAUUGUUACAUAUAAUAUUUUUGUUUUCAUUUAUAUAUUUUGUUGUUGUUGAAGUCAUUAUAUAAUAAUAUUGUUCA